Messenger RNA from Phragmites australis (common reed), 3104 nucleotides. Its product is annotated as U3 small nucleolar RNA-associated protein 21 homolog. Lineage: Eukaryota; Viridiplantae; Streptophyta; Magnoliopsida; Poales; Poaceae. Gene Ontology annotation, biological process: rRNA processing. Bases 224 to 2941 code for a protein of 905 amino acids. The record is from RefSeq and is a predicted model, not a curated record. Gene Ontology annotation, molecular function: protein binding. The transcript is spliced from 18 exons. Gene Ontology annotation, cellular component: Pwp2p-containing subcomplex of 90S preribosome; small-subunit processome.
GCCUCACACGGCCCCCGACCAAACUGACCUACCCGGCUACCCCCCCGUCUCCCGCGAGUCCCGCCGCCGCUCUGCCUCCCCCUCUCAAACCCUCUCUAAAACCCUCGCCGCCGGCACACGCGCCCGCCCCACCCCCAUCGAAGCGAAACCCUAGAGAAGCAGCAGCGGCAGCAGUAUCCGGAGGAGGAGGAGGCGCUGCGGCCGUAGAGGAGAGGGGGAGAGGAUGGGUAUCUUCGAGCCGUUCCGCGCGAUCGGGUACAUCACUGCGGGCGGUGUGCCGUUCUCCGUGCAGCGCCUCGGCACCGAGACCUUCGUCACCGUCAGCGUCGGCAAGGCCUUCCACGUCUACAACUGUGCUAAGCUGAAUUUGGUUCUUUCUGGACCCCAACUUCCCAAGAAGAUCCGUGCUCUUGCAUCCUACAAGGAUUAUACGUUUGCUGCAUUUGGAAGUGCUAUUGCAGUUUUCAAAAGGACUGAUCAGGUGGUUACUUGGAGUAGACAUGAAGAAAAGGUCAGCAUGCUAUACCUCUUCGGAGAAUACAUUCUAAGUGCAGAUAUUAAAGGCAAUAUAUUCAUCUGGGCCUUCAGAGGAGCAGAACCAAACAGUGAGCCUGUUGGAAGUAUAUCAUUGGGAGACAACUUUACUCCAACCUGUAUCAUGCAUCCUGAUACUUAUCUGAACAAGGUAAUCAUUGGUAGUGAAGAAGGCCCCUUGCAGCUGUGGAAUAUCAGCACAAAGGAAAAAAUAUAUGAAUUCAAGGGUUGGAGCUCGUCAGUUUGUUGUUGCGUCUCUUCUCCUGCUCUGGAUGUAGUCGCUGUUGGAUGCUCUGAUGGGACAGUUUAUGUUCAUAAUAUACGAUAUGAUGAAAAGUUGAUGUCUUUCAACCAUCAAAUUCGUGGUGCUGUGACUGCACUGUCAUUUCGAACAGAUGGGCAACCGCUUCUAGCCUCUGGAGGUUCUUCAGGUGUUAUUAGCAUAUGGAAUCUUGAGAAGAGACGGCUGCAUUCUGUAAUUAGGGACGCUCAUGAUGGUUCUAUAAUUUCACUUCAUUUUUUUGCCAAUGAACCUAUUCUGAUGAGCUCAGCUGCUGAUAAUUCAAUUAAAAUGUGGAUAUUCGACAGUAACGACGGAGAUGCUCGUCUGUUACGAUUUCGAAGUGGACACAGUGCUCCACCUCGAUGCAUAAGAUUCUAUGGCAAUGGGAAAUGCAUCUUAUCUGCUGGUCAAGAUCGUGCCUUUCGACUUUUCUCAGUUAUCCAGGAUCAACAAAGCAGAGAGCUUUCGCAGCGGCAUGUGUCAAAAAGAGCAAAAAGGCUUAGAGUAAAGGAGGAAGAGAUCAAGCUAAAACCAGUUAUUACGUUUGAUUGCGCUGACAUACGUGCACGUGAUUGGUGUAAUGUUGUUACAUGCCACACGGAUACUCCACAGGCAUAUGUAUGGCGUCUUCAGAACUUUGUUAUUGGUGAACAUAUUCUGACACCAUCAUCAGUCACCAAAACACCAAUUAAGGCUUGUGUGAUAAGUGCAUGUGGCAAUUUUACCAUCUUGGGCACUGAAGGUGGCUGGAUUGAAAAGUUUAAUCUUCAAUCAGGGAUUAGUCGUGGUAGUUACAUCGACACUUUGUUGCCUACGCAAUGUGCACAUGAUGGAGAAGUUGUUGGAUUAGCGUGUGAUGCUACAAAUGGAUCUCUGAUUAGUGCUGGAUAUCAUGGUGAUGUUAAGGUAUGGGAUUUUAGAAGUUGCAAGCUAAAAUCCAGAUUGGAUGUUGGUAAAUCUGUCACCAAGAUUUCAUAUCACCGGGCAAAUGGUCUUCUUGCUACUGUAGCAGAUGACAUGGUACUUCUAUUAUUUGAUACAGUGGCCAUGAAAAUGGUUCGUAGAUUUGAAGGCCAUACAGACCGUGUCACUGAUUUAUGUUUCAGCGAGGAUGGAAAAUGGCUUAUCUCCUCUAGCAUGGAUGGGUCUCUUAGAAUAUGGGACAUCAGUUUAGCAAAACAGAUAGAUGCAAUGCAUGUUGAUGUAUCUAUAACAUCUCUCUCAAUGUCUCCUAAUAUGGAUGUAUUGGCAACCACUCAUGUCGAUCAAAAUGGUGUGUAUCUCUGGGUCAAUCAAGCUUUAUUCUCAGCCUCAACAAAUGUUGAUAAUUGUGCAAGUGGUAAGCAUGUUCGGAAUGUGCGUUUGCCAACUGUUUCAUCAACAGAAAUAUCCGAGGAAGAACAAGUUCAUAAUUCAGGAGAUUCAAAUCAGUCUACUAUUAAACCUUUUGUCAUAACGAAUCAUCAAAUCCCCAAUCUGAUCACCCUCUCUUUGCUUCCAAGGAGUCAAUGGCAAAGUUUGACAAAUCUUGACAUUAUAAAGGUUCGAAAUAAACCAAUUGAGCCACCUAAGAAACCUGAGAAGGCACCUUUUUUCUUGCCUUCAGUCCCCUCUCUUUCUGGAGAGAUAUUGUUUGAGCCCCCUGCCAGCAGUAAAGAAACAGACAGCAGUACCACUGAGAACACAAACCAUAAGAAGAUGGCUGAUCUCUCCUCUCAUUUCAGUCGGCUGUUACAAUCCUGUGGAGAAACAAAGAACUAUUCGGCUUUUACUGAUUAUCUGAAAGACUUGUCACCGUCAUCUUUAGAUAUGGAACUACGAAUGCUACAAAUAAUAGAUGAUGACGAGUUGAAAAAUCUGGAGCAGAGACCUGAGCUCCAGUCCAUUUCAUUGCUGUUGGAUUACUUCAUUCAGGAGCUUUCCUGCAGGAAUAACUUUGAGUUUGUCCAGGCUGUUCUGAAAUUAUUUUUGAAGAUACACGGUGAAACAAUAAGGCGUCACUCAGUGCUUCAGGGUCAAGUGAAGAAGCUUCUAGAUAUCCAGAGCUUUGUUUGGCAGAAAAUAGAUAAGAUAUUUCAGAGUGCACGAUGCAUGGUCACAUUCCUCAGCAACUCUCAAUUUUAGUAGCUGGUGACUGCUUGUCAUUCGACUUGUCAAAUGGGUUAACUUCAUUUACUGACAGAUUAAACAUUCACUCCCUUUUGGCACAAGAUUUAUUAUGCUAUAUUAGUUGGAGUUAAAAUAUUUUCAGAGCUCAAUUCAAGCAAUACUGUAGUCAUCUAGUUGA